GAGUUUACGCGGGGUGUGUCGUAAACUCAAAAAUGAAACAAAAUGAAACAAAUUUACACACUCAAAUAAGUCGAUAAUAUGUAUUAGUAAUUAUACGCAAGUUAUGUUUGCGCGUGUCGCAAGAAAGGUUGGAAAAAAGCGUUGUUCCGUUCAAAUGUAAAAGACACACUAACUGGAUAAUCUCUUUUGUUCUGGGAUUGAACUAUCGAUCGGCUCCCGCGGACGCAACGCGACGCAACGUACGCGCGCAAGUCGUACAACGCUCGUAUAACGCGUAAGGAAAAACAAUGUUUCGUCGAAUGCGACUUUCUCUUUCAAUUUUCGUUGCGAUCAUCUACUGUGCGCGCGGUGACAUUGACACAGCCCGGGCGCAUGAGAAGCGACACGUCGGAGCGAGUAACUACCAAAUGUGCCUCGAGAGUUUUGACAUUCAUAAAGAUAAGAUUAUCAAGACGCAGGACUCCCGUGAUAUGGGUGCUAAGUAUUUGAACGUGACGGACGUUGAUUCCCAAUCGGAUUGUCUGAAGUACUGCUGCGAAACCGAACGGUGUGAUGUGUUCAUUUUCGAGGAGAAGAAACCAGGUAGUUGUUAUCUCUUCGAAUGCGGCCCCCUGUAUGACUUCAAGUGUAAAUUCACAAAACACGUUAACUACACUAGUGCUGUACGUACCAGUUACAUAGCCAGCACGUACCCUGUGCAGAAUGUACAACCUGAAGAAGAGAUCAGGAUAUCUCAGCAGGAGCAUGAGUUGAAGUCACUCAGGAAAAACAACGACAUUACUUCAGAUUACGGAUUUACAGAGGCUUCUAUCAAAUCUAUAAUCACGCAGAUACCAAAAAUGAUGCCGACUACUCCAGCACCGGUCAAACCAGCUUGCAGCAGAAACCAGUACGAAUGUCGUUCAUCCGGAGACUGCAUAGCUAUAUACAACGUAUGCGACGGCAUUCCGCAGUGUGCGGACGGCUCCGACGAGGCGGCCGAUCUCAUAUGUCCCACGGAGAAGCCGAUGGUAGUGCCUCCGAUGAUGCAGGCGCCGCACCCGCCUGCCGAUAUCAUGAGGUAUCAGCAGAUCAUCGAUCAACAUAAGCCGCCACCCCUCGCUCCGUUUUAUCCCGCUGGGCCGGAGGUUAAUCCUAAGCCCUGGGAGAUACCUGGCAAUACGGCCCAUCAAAUGUCGCAGCCGCAGAAUAUCCUGUAUCCGGGCCAGCCGGUGGAGAUACAGAUGCAAAUGCGUAAGAAUUACGGGUCGCCCGGUUACCAGUGGGACUAUCAGCCGUUGUAUGAACAAAACAAGGAGCCGUAUGUUCCUGUAAAUUCGUACCACGAUCAGAAUAUCAAUCGUUACGAACAGCAAUCGCACAUAUUUAAUCAUAAAGGCUCGAGCGUUCUAGGUGGCAAUGAAGCGGAUAGAGGUCUUUACGUGGAUUCCAAGCAUCCGUAUACCUCGCAUUUCCCAUCCUCGAAUAAAGGGGCCUGGCAGGAGAAUCCAAUGCUGUUGUCAUCAUCCGCACCUCCCGCACCAAAUCCUGAACGCAAGCAAAUCGAUAACGCUGUGGAAGACACUGCGAAGGUUACAACAACGCCUGCCUGUGAGACCUCCGAGGAGCAUAAAAACGAAUUGACACAGAACAAAGAAUUCGACAAGAAGGAAGAAAAAGUCGACACACAUUUGACUCAUGCAAAGCAUACGAGCAAACAAGCGACGGAAAAGCCAAAUUUGUCAGCGAGCAAUGAUUAUGUCACCAAACACAGUCACUCGAAAGAUUCAAAAGAUCAAAAGAACGUGAUCGUGAUCGAGGAGCACGCCAGAGCGCGCGAGAGAACCGAUAUUAUUUCGGAACGUGUUCAAAUAAUCGAAAACGACCCGAAAGGAGCAGUGGUGUCGUUGACGUUGGGGCUUAUAGCGACCGUAAUCGCGGUCUUCUUGAUUAGUUGCGGCUUCAGCGUAGUGAGGAGACGACGUGGAAGAUGCGGGCACGGACCUUACGCGCACGAUGCCGAUUAUUUGGUCAACGGGAUGUACUUAUAAGAAUGGAUGAGAGAGGGAGGAAUCUAGUCUUAAAUCUAGUCAUAAUCUAGUCGUUCGAGCGUAAUCUAUAAUAUUUUCACACUAUUGUAUUUCCAUGACUGCUCUGGAAAGAAGAGAUUUCUAACAAAUGUUCACGUUUGAGCAAAAUGACAUUCCUUAAAGUAAAUGUAAUUACGUAAUGGCAUGCUUACUUGCGUAUAAAAUUACAAAUUUUUCCAUGCUUGUGAUUACUGACAAUAGUGUCUUUUAAUAUGAUAAUGAUGUAAUAAUUGAUAAGUAACUUAUAAACUAAGUGUCGAUUCAUCUUUAUAUUUAUCCAAUCCCCGCUCUUCUCGUCGAAAUAGUUGUUAUGACGAAGAUUGAAAUUCUCACAGGAACGUUACGGAAUAUGAUCGAUCACGAAACCAAGCUUAAAUUGUUGCAUGUUUUUUUCUUUUUCAUUUGAAAAUAUUAAAGAUAACAAUGUGUAUAUACAUUACUGAAUACAAGAGAUUGUUUAUA
This is a messenger RNA of Dinoponera quadriceps, 2531 nucleotides long. RefSeq lists its product as uncharacterized. The record is from RefSeq and is a predicted model, not a curated record. Bases 288 to 2030 code for a protein of 580 amino acids. Gene Ontology annotation, molecular function: protein binding. The transcript is spliced from 8 exons. NCBI's taxonomy places the organism in Eukaryota, Metazoa, Arthropoda, Insecta, Hymenoptera, Formicidae.